AAAUUAAAUUACUUUAUACUCCUGAGCUGAAGCACAUCAUGAACGAAUUUAAAUGAUAAAUUUCACCUGUCAACUCUAUUUUUCCUGUCAUUAGGGGUAUCUUUUUCAUGCAUAAUUUAUCACAAAUCCCAACAUCCUAAGAAUAUGCCAACCUUCCUUUUGGAAAAGCUUUGUUUCUUUAUUUUAAGACAUAAAAAUAGAAUUAGAAUGGUAAUUUUUAAAGAAUGAUAGCAAAUUUGUUGUUGUGUAGAUAUUUAUCAGAAAUUACAAGUUCUCUUUUUUUCACAAGGUGAUGUAACAUUUGCGGUCAAACUGAGUAAAACUUAUUUUUACUUAGCUUGACUGAGGGCAAAACUUUGUGGAAGGUCAGGAGGAUAAGCAAACUUACCACUAGGAGGCGGUGUUCUCUGUGUUUAGACUACCUCUAUGACCAAGUCACUGUAUUUGCUCAGACAAAACUAGUGUUUCAGGACCUGGACUUAAAGGCUCACUGCCCUGCUUUGGAAGUUUUCCUUCUUCAACACAUUUGAUUUUAAUUAGUGGCCUAACAAGAUUUGCUGAGCUGCAGCCAUCUUUAACUAGAGAAACAUCUGGACUAGAAUCUAUCAACAUUACUGCAGGGUUUUGGCAAUGUUAUAACAAAAAAUAAAAUCCCAGGAAAUCCUGUCUGCGCUGACUUGAUGGUGAGAGAAAGGACUUUUUUAAUCGAAAUAAUAAUAAAAUCAGAGUUUGAAGAAGAACAUACCUUGGUGCGGUUAUUACAUGCCAAAAACCAGAGAUUAUUUAUCAAAGGUAAACAUUUCAUCCAUUUAGAAAAAAAGUUUUUUUUCUUCUCUCACUAAAAUUUGCAGUGUCAUUUGCAAAACCUCAUACAUAUGUUUUGUUUUAUCAGAGGUGAUACUUUAUUAUUUAUCAUUAAAUAGUAUUGAGAACCUCACAGUGCCAGGGCCCCGGGCUGGCGGCCCUGUAAGGCCCUGCUAACUUCCGGCCCAACUCACAUUUUCCACUGAAUCCAUAAAAGUUAUUUUUGAUUCUUUUCUUUUUUUUCGUACCACUGCUGAUCUUUUAACAUCACCAUGGGGCAUUAUGUGUACAAAAUAUUAAAAAAGGGAAGCUAUAUUUUAACAGAUGUAAUUCUCAAGAAAAAAAAAACUUCCUGUACAGCAUGACUGGAAUCUUUUGUAAUUCCCGUGGAUCUUUGUUUACUUUAUAGGAGCAUAAUUGUGUUUGAUUACCACCUAAAAACCCCUGAGACCUGGAUAAAUAUAUGGGCUCAGCUGACAGUGGAGUCCCUGGCUGCCUGGUGUGGUGAUUUGGAAGAAUGAGGGUUUGAGGUUGUAAACUUAGCCAAGUCCAUCUCAGUUUGCAUGUUGUUCCUCUGCCUUUGUUAUGCUGUCAGUUACUCAGUCCUAGUCUUGCAGACAAAAAAUUUACAUAUAAGUGACUAGUAAAUAUUUGAUGCUCUAAGGUGCCUUUGUUAACUUUGUUAACUAUGUUUUUUAGAUCCAUUAAUUUACUAGUACAUCUGAAAUGGCCCCAACCAUUGAAGCAGUGAACAUUUUAGACCUUUCUAAUUGACAUCUGGCACAAAAGUGAAGUUACUAAUGAACUGGUGCAUUUUUGUCAACUGUACAAUCUAGCACACUGGUACAUGUACCAGUAUAAGUUAACUAGCUAAUGUUUUAGUUGCACUAGUGAAUAGGUAACAUUUUCAAAGCUUUGACGAGUGUACAUACGGUCUUUGUUGGUAUGUUUCAUCUACAUUAAUAAUUUUCUUUGGCAUUUAUUAUUGAUUAUUUAUAGCAUAACUAGACCUAUUGUUGCACAAGAGUCAACUUGUUAAAACUUUUAGUCACAUGAGUCAAAUAGUACACGCAUUUAAAUGUCACUACUAGAGGGCAUGAUUUGUGUCAGCUAGUUCUCACACUGAAUGCCAGCUGACAAAAUGUCAACUAGUGCAUAAAAAGGUAUAGUGAAGACAGCAGAGCUACUAGAAUAAAACUUCUACUUUUUGCUCCUAUUAGUUGACCAAAAACGUCUAGUAGUUGGCCAAAUGUUUCCUAUAAGACCAGCAUCAAAUGUUGAUCUGGCUUGGGCAAAAGUAUAACUAGAAAUGUAUAGAUGUAAAAUUGAUGUUAAUGAUGACGUCAAAGAUAUUGAAUAAAUACAAAAAAGCUUGUCAUAAACCUGGGCUUCCUUAGCGCCUCACUGUGCCACAGGCUGGAUGCCUUCAUGCGUAAUUCAUACAGUACACAGCUUCCUUUACCCCACAUUGUGUUUUAAAAUCAUCUUUAUUGAUCUCACGUAAUAUUAAAUAUUAUCGAGAAACUAAAUUCUGGGUUUUCAUUAGUUAUAAGUUUAGUCCUCAUAAUUUGCUUAAAUAAAUGUGUGAAAUAUGAUGCUCUGUUUGUAGCAAAUAUAAGACAUGAGUUUCAGAUUUUGACUUGAAAUCCAGGGACCAUUGCUGACACCCUGUCCCACUCGCCAGGCUUUUCCGAAUCCUCUGCUGUACUUAAAAACGUUUACACGUAGGCACGUCCUUUUGAAAUUCUGUGAGGCGAUGGCAAGUCUGGCAAUUAACUGUUUGAACGGCUUGCUAAACACGCAAGGGGCUAUCGGGUUCCUAGACUAUUCUUGUUCGUAUGUCCACAAGAACGUGAUCCAUAAAGAGCCAUCCAGGGAAAAGACAGACAUUUAGAACCACUGUAAUAUGAGAAGGGACGGACCAUUUGGUUCUUAAAGCAGCAUCUUUUGUGGAAUUUUCCGCUUCUCUGCCCUGACAUGUCCUCGUAAAACUGACAACUCUCUUAAACUCUCCAGUGCGCCGCUAUUUAAUAACAGCCAACUAUAACUUGUCAUUAGAGGGAAGCGCGACAUAUAACUGCAGACGUAACUGGAGUUAGCAGCACGGAAAGAAGGACGACACUAAAAGAAUGGCUUCAAGUACAGAAACGCACAUCAAAGACAAUGAUCCCCUGGAUGGCCCACCUCUGGACUUUGCUGCUACUGAAAGCUUUCUACAACAGUCAUUGACUAUGAUUUUAGAAGAUGCAGUGAAGAAGGCCACUGAUGUCAGACAAAAGGUUUGUGAGUGGCACUCCCCAGAGGAGCUGAAGGAGCUUCUGGAUCUGGAGCUUAGAGACAGUGGAGAGCCUGAGGCAAGGAUCCUGGAGCGGUGCCGAGAUGCCAUCAGAUACAGUGUCAAAACCACUCAUCCUCAUUUCUUCAACCAGCUGUAUGCGGGGCUGGAACCAUACUCCCUGGUGGCUAGCUUCAUCACUGAUGCCCUCAAACCCAGCCUGUACACCUAUGAGAUGUCUCCAGUCUUCACUCUGAUGGAGAAUGCUGUGCUCAGGAAGCUGAUACAGACAGUUGGCUGGGAGGAAGGAGGAGAUGGACUCUUUAACGCAGGUGGGUCGAUGUCCAACAUGUACGCCUUGAACCUAGCCAGGUACCGUCAUUUUCCUGAAAUCAAGGAGCUUGGAAACUCUGCAGCUCCCCGGCUGGCGGUGUUCACAUCACAAGAGUGUCAUUACUCCAUCUCAAAAGCUGCAGCUCUAAUGGGAAUCGGCACAAAGAAUGUCUUUGUGGUUCCGUCUGAUAAGAGAGGAAAGAUGAUUCCCUCUGCUCUUGAGGAGCAAAUAGAGUCUGUUAAAAGUGAGGGUGGAGUUCCCUUCAUGGUGAAUGCCACGGCGGGGACCACUGUCCUUGGAGCCUUCGAUCCUAUUGACGAAAUUGCAGAUAUCUGUGAGAAAAACAAACUGUGGCUGCAUGUGGAUGCAUGUUGGGGAGGAGCAGUUCUCAUGUCCAACAAGCACAAGCUCCUAAUGAAAGGAAUUCACAGAGUCGACUCUGUUUCCUGGAACCCUCACAAGAUGCUGAUGGCCUGUCUGCAAUGCUCAGCUUUCCUGGUCAGAGACAAAACUCAUCUCCUCCAGCGCUGCCACUCCGCUCGGGCUUCCUACCUCUUUCAGCAGGACAAGUUCUACGACUUGAGCUACGACACCGGGGACAAGUCGGUCCAGUGCAGCAGGAAGCCAGAUGCCUUCAAAUUCUGGCUAAUGUGGAAAGCUUUGGGUACCAGUGAGCUGGAGCAGAGGGUGGACAGAGCUCUCGCCAUGGCCAGGUAUCUUGCAGACGAAAUUACAAAAAGGGAAGGCUUCCGUCUUGUAAUGGAGCCUGAAUAUGCAAAUGUUUGCUUCUGGUACAUCCCACCAAGUCUGAGAGACCUGCCAGAUGGCCCAGAGUUCCAGGAAAAACUACACAAUGUGGCGCCAGUUGUUAAGGAACGCAUGAUGAAGAAGGGCAGCAUGAUGGUGGGCUACCAGCCUCACAGAGGCCAAGCCAACUUCUUCAGGAUGGUGGUGAUCAGCCCUCAGGUCAGCAGGCAGGACAUGGACUUUGUCCUGGAUGAGAUACACAGCCUGGGAAAGGAUUUAUGAUACGCUGACAGUUUAUCAGGUUCAUCAUAUCUUCUGUAAGUUUAUAAAGAAUCAUUUGCAGAAUCAUGUCCCUGCAUAUUUUGCAUUAAUAACGCCAUCAGGGUUGAAAUUUGUACUUGGAAUAUAUUACUUUUGGCACUUUUACCCUCAGUGACUCUUCCUCAUAUUUUCAAUUGAGGAAGCUGUUGAUAUCACGAGUGUGAAAAGCUAAGAGAUCUAAGUUUAGGGUGUCAGGUUUAGAUUUGGUUAUGCAAGUAGUUUUCAGCACACAGUGUUGUAAGAGUGCAAUGUUUAUUUCCAUGUCAUCUUCAGAUUCAUACUUUGUGUCAGAAAUAUUUUUUCAUGGAACUGGAACAAUAAUAAACCAACUAUCUCUGGUCGUUCUGAAGC
This is a messenger RNA of Poecilia latipinna (sailfin molly), 4832 nucleotides long. RefSeq names its product acidic amino acid decarboxylase GADL1-like. Gene Ontology annotation, biological process: carboxylic acid metabolic process. The transcript is spliced from 15 exons. The record is from RefSeq and is a predicted model, not a curated record. Bases 2934 to 4442 code for a protein of 502 amino acids. Lineage: Eukaryota; Metazoa; Chordata; Actinopteri; Cyprinodontiformes; Poeciliidae. Gene Ontology annotation, molecular function: pyridoxal phosphate binding; carboxy-lyase activity. Gene Ontology annotation, cellular component: cytoplasm.